Messenger RNA from Zonotrichia albicollis (white-throated sparrow), 5714 nucleotides. Lineage: Eukaryota; Metazoa; Chordata; Aves; Passeriformes; Passerellidae. The record is from RefSeq and is a predicted model, not a curated record.
CCAGUACUCGAUCCCAGAAAGAAUGAGUAUGAUCUUCUGGUCAUUGGUGGAGGGUCUGGAGGCCUUGCUUGUGCAAAAGAAGCCGCUCAGUUUGGAAAAAAAGUGGCUGUUCUGGAUUAUGUUGAACCUUCCCCACGAGGAACUUCAUGGGGACUUGGUGGAACUUGUGUGAAUGUUGGCUGCAUUCCUAAAAAGCUUAUGCAUCAAGCAGCCCUUUUAGGGAGUGCCCUUAAAGAUGCCCAACACUAUGGCUGGAAUAUAUCCCAACCUGUUCAUCAUACCUGGUCUGUGAUGGCACAAGGUGUUCAGAAUUAUGUGAAAUCCUUGAACUGGGGACACAGAGUGCAACUACAAGAAAAGAAGGUGAAAUACUUCAACAUAAAAGGAAGUUUUUCUGAUCCACAUACAGUCCGUGGUGUAACAAAAGCAGGUAAAGAGGUUGUUGUUACUGCAGAUAAUGUUGUCAUUGCUACUGGAGGAAGACCAAAAUACCCUACAAAUGUUGCAGGUGCACUGGAGUAUGGAAUCACAAGUGAUGAUCUGUUCUGGUUAGAGAAAUCUCCUGGAAAAACGUUGGUUGUUGGAGCCAGCUAUGUGUCCCUUGAGUGUGCUGGUUUUCUGACAGGCAUUGGAUUGGACACUACAGUCAUGAUGAGAAGUGUCCCACUUCGUGGGUUUGAUCAGCAAAUGGCUUCCUUAGUAACUGAGCACAUGGAAUCUUAUGGCACAAAAUUUUUAAAGAGAUGUUUCCCAACUAAAGUUGAAAAAUUGGAGAGCAACAGAUUGCAAGUCACUUGGAAAAAUGCUGACCUGGACACAGAAGAAACCGAUUCUUUCGACACCGUGAUGUGGGCAGUAGGCCGAGCCCCUGAUACCAAAACUCUCAAUCUGGAGGCAGUUGGAGUGAAAACUAACUCUGAAACUGGAAAGAUUAUUGUUGAUGCCAGUGAAGCUACUUCUGUUCCUCACAUUUAUGCAGUUGGAGACAUAACAGAGGGCCGUCCUGAAUUAACACCCACAGCAAUAGCUGCAGGAAAACUGCUGGCUCAGCGCCUUUUCGGCCAGUCUGCAGAGCUGAUGGACUAUGACAAUGUGCCUACCACAGUCUUCACUCCCUUGGAGUAUGGCUGUGUUGGCCUGUCAGAAGAAGCAGCUGUGCAACGUCACGGAUCAGACAAUAUUGAGGUAUACCAUGCAUAUUAUAAACCUUUAGAGUUCACAGUGGCUGAAAGAGAUGCAACUCAAUGCUAUAUAAAAAUGGUGUGCUUACGAGAGAGGGAGCAACGAAUACUUGGCCUUCAUUUCAUUGGACCAAAUGCAGGCGAAGUUAUUCAAGGAUUUGCUCUUGGAAUCAAGUGUGGUGCUACCUAUGCUCAGAUGAUGAAGACAGUUGGCAUUCACCCCACCUGUGCUGAAGAAGUUACCAAGUUGCAAAUUACAAAGCGUUCUGGCCUGGAUGCAACAGUCACAGGCUGCUGAGGUUAAAUACCAUCCCUGGAAAGAAGGAAAAAAAGCACAAAACAUAUUUGUAAAGAAAAGGGGCACUUGAAGUUGGAACAGCUUUAAUGGUUCAGGUUACAGGAAUCUUUGGUUUUCUCCUGUAGAAAGCUUUUUCUCACAGCUGAAAAAAUUUCCUUGCACCAUCACAGUUCUAAAACCAAUGUAGUCCUGCUGCAACAAAUCUCUAAGAGCCCUAAGUUCUUCUAUUUGGGAGCUAGGGAAUAAUCACAGUAUUUUAUAUCCAAAUAUAACUAAAGCCCAUGACAUCUGAGGCCAUCUACAAAUGAAGCAGUUGUGAUUUGGGUUUCCUUGUUGGCCAGCAGAAGAGUCUCAGAUGCUGGGAAUCAGAGAGGGCAUCCCAUAAAAGUUUGGAGGGAUGUUUUGUGCUGCAUGCUUGGAUUGCUCAUUACUGAUCCUAUAUUGAACACUGAGACCCUGCAUUCACUAGUGGAAAGAAGUUCCUGGAGUGCACAACAAAGGGUAAGCAGUCAUCUUUGGGUUUUUUCCUUUAAAAUGCAAUAUGUAAUGGAAUUUAAUAGAAAAAUCACCUGAAGUUGUACUGCUGCUGGCAGAAUCACAAUGGAUUAAUCAGUAGCAGCCUGGUCACAGUGUUCUGGAGAGGACUGAGAAUGAAUGAUCUCAGAGGUGCUAAAGAGAGAGUUGAAUUUUAUGGUGGCGUCUCUGCCUACUCCUGAAAUUUUUAAUUCAGCUCAGUCCAAACUAAAUUGACACAGCUCACAAAUUACUACUUGAAAAGUGUAUAUUAAGCUGACAAGUAAAGUAAAACCCUCUAAUAAUCCACCUUAUGCAGCAUUUUCUGGUUUAUAGAAUGCAGAAAUAUGGCUGACACUGAAAUAUUUUCUUGGUUUGUUUUUAAGACUUUCUUACUGAUGAGCAGGAAACUAUAUCUGAAGUGAUUAUGUCUGGCUUUAAUAAAACACUUUACUGAAGGGAACUACAUUAAGCAGUGAUCCAGAAGAGAAAUGGUCCUGCCCUGAGCAAAGAUAUAAAAUAAUCAUCUGCAACUUUUUUUUUGUUUUUUGUUGUGUACUGGCCCGAGUAAGAAAGCAUUACCCUGCUGCAGAUUCCUGCUGAUUUUUGUGCUCUCCAGAAGGGGGAGGUGCUGGCUCAUCUGUGGUAGGAGAGGAUCAAAUCUGAGAGUGAAGCUGCUUGUGCAGAGCCCUGUUCAGUGUAGCCUGCCAAAGGCAAACACAAACCAGUCUGCACUGAAUUUCCAUCCCAGUCACAGUUUUGCACCCUUUACAGCAGAAUAGCAAACAUUGGAAGAGACCAGCUUCAGGUGAAACAAAAUACAUCCUUUUUGCAGUUAAUUUAUAUCCAUAGUUUAUGUGUGGAAUUUGUUGUUUUAAUUCCAAACUUGUUGCAGUUUUGAAGAAUAGUCUGAUGAUCAUGUAUCUAUAUCUGCUGUUUUAAUGUGAUUGGUAUUUCACUGCUGCAGCAACACAGAAAUAUGGUUGGUUUGUACCAAGUGUGAAAUAAUUUUUACCAUGAGAAUUGUACCUGUCUGAAACUAUUAGACAAAAGGGAUCAAAACUUCCUUGUAAAAUAGGAUUUAACAGCAUUUAUCACACUCUCAUUUAUAUGAGAAUAUUAAAUUUUCAAAUUUUUUUUUUUAGAAUUACAACAGCAAUUCUUUUGCUUAAACAACAGCAAAAGAAGUCCUAAAUGUUUUCUCUAUAAAUUUUCCUGAUUUUUUAUUUUUGGUCCAUGUUUCUUGUCCAUAAAAUAGAAAGAAGUGAUACAGUUGGACUCCAAGUGGCAUUCCGUAUCAGAUCUGCUGAUGCCAUUUUUCAUCUGUGAAGUCAUCCAUAAGUUUGUAGUUGACAAGAAUGUUUGGAUUGGAAGUGUUGUUGAAAAAAUGCCUGAAUUUUGCAGCUGCCUUUAGAAGAAAUGAUGAAAACUAUUUCUAUAUAAAUAGGUACAUACCUGCACAUUCAGAAGUUUCUGUUUCCUUUAAUAAAGGGCCUUAUGAGUAUGGUGCAGCCAAAACCCUUGCUAAAUUUUCCUCAACCAUUUACAAAAAAGGAGUUCAGAAUAAAUUAGGGUUGCUUAAAAUGUUUUACUUAAUAUUUCAAAAUACGGAGAUACAGCCUAAUAGCAAUUUUGCUGUGAGAAACAGCUCACCUCUGACAAAACUCUAACCUUUAUGCAUACAAGUUUUUCUUUCCAGUUCCUUUUGUUUCCCAGAAAUGAAAGCACUGGUGUUUAACCAUGUCAAAUCUGCUUCUCUUCUCUGCCCUACAAAUACAUCCAGCAGAGUUGUCUGUCCCUACAGACAAAUCAAUGCAAAGAUGAGUUAAUUUCAUUCAUCAUAAAGUUCAAAUUAAUUAUUUAGCAAAUAGAGAGAUCUCAAGGAAAAGUGUCUUCAGUGCAUAUAGAGUGUGAAACUAAGGCAUGUCUUGGUUUUCAGAAGAAACAGAACUGUCUUGGUUUUAGAAUUGCUGAGUGGCCUGCAUGAAAUUGUUCCUGUCUCUUCAACAGCAGCCUGGUUCUGUUCCUCAUUUAGUGGAAAAUGCUGUUGCCCCCUGAAAUAAAACAAAGCAUACAAACCCACCUACAUAAUAAUGUCAGAAUCAAUGGCAAGACAGAAUAAUGACAAAUAUUGUGAUUGUGCUUUUUUUCCUGAAGGAUUCACCAGGGAUGGUGCUUAAGAAUUGUUUUUAAAAGCCUGACCAAUGUAAAUUGAAACAAUUGAUGUACAUUGCAACUUACUGAUUGCAUGUGAAAAAAAAAAUCUAGUUCAGGCUUCUUAGGAUGCCAGCUGAUGAGGAUUUGUUUGUCAAACCACACCGUGGUGCAAACAAGUCUGAGCUUUGCUGGGUCCCUCAUAUGUGUGAUCCCAAUAUUUAUUGUGUUAUGAAUUAAUUAUUAAAUAAAGAAUAUUUUUUCUAGUAAAUGUGUUAUUGCACUUGCUUAAUUUUGUACACAUGAUUUCUGCUUACACUAGAUAGAUUUCUGCUGACAAUAGAUAGAUUUCUGCUUACAAUAGAUAGAUUUUUUUGAUCUUAAUGCUGUCUCUCUUGGUUGAAGUAUGUAUUAAGGAAACAAAGAAAUAGACAGACUCGGACUUUUUAUUAAGGAAAUGUUGAUACCUCUGUGUCUGUGUGUAAACUGAAUAACCAUUGAGAUUUUUCCAGGUUGGAUGGCCUCAUUUUAAAUUCAAGAGAAACUGUAGCCUCGGUUCUAACUAAUAAGGAUAACUAGUAACUCCUAAAAAUGUAAUAAGGAUCAAGAGGAAAUGCAUUAAUUUUCAACUUCACACGAAGGCAAGUUGUACAAACACAGCUGAAAACAUCAGGAAAUGCAAUCAUUUUCCUUAGAGAAAUGGAGUCAAGUAAUGUCCUGCUGGCAGUGCACUCCUGGAUAAUUGGGAAGAUGUUGUUAAGCACAGCAAUUCAGGCAGCAGGGUGUGCACGCUGAUAGCACCGUUCAGUUUGGCUGUCCCAGGCUCCUGCUGGACUCUUGAGUUUGAUGACCUCAGGUGCUCCUUCCCAGUGCAACUUCAGCUGCUCCAGUGCAGGUAAUGAAACCAUUUAGAGAAGAGAAUUCCAAAGAACCAUCUGAGAAGAUUCUUCACCAUUGCUGACAGACAUUUUACUCAGUGGAGCAGAUCUCUUCCUGGGAACUGAUGGCUCUUAUUCCAAUGGUGAGAUUACCUUGAUUCAGCUCCACUUAAACACAGCUGCACCAGAAGAAUUCUGUGGUUCAGGAGCAGUGGGACAUGUAGUUUAUUCUGCCUGCACUGUGACACUCAGGAUGGGACACCUGCGUGCACAAAGCCUGAGCAAUCUCUGAGGUGAGGCCUUGUACACACCUGUGCUGAGCAGUAUCUCCAGGUGACCAGUGAGGGCUACCUGGCUUUCAGACUGUACCAUGUGACAUAACAGGAAUUAUGCCUCACCCCCCUAAACCUCCUAAAUAGACAAUAGAGGGAACUAAGCACUUCCAUGUGCUGGUUUGGAUCUCACAUGGGCUGUAAAGGGAGCAGAAAAUUCCCAGUGGGAUGAACCUGUGCCUUGGGUAAGUACUGGCAACUGUCAAGUGACUUCUUUGUGCUCGUGGAGCUCUAAGGCAAAUGAAUAAACAAACAAUGCUCUCUUCCCAUCUCUGCCUUGUAAAAACAUAAGGAAAAUAACUUUUAUACCCUUUGUUAGGAUGUCAGUGCCAGAGUAAAAACACCAGCCAUUUGUCCA